AGGCGAAAGUGAUAAAGAAGCGGCCAUAUUUAAAAAAAUAUUAAACAUUAACUAUAUUCGAAAAGAUGGUUCUACCUUUACUACAGCGCUCCACACUUCGCGGCGUGCAACAGUUAGCCCAGCCAUGGUCCGCAGCUGGCUUCAGCCUGAGAAUGGCCUCCCAGGAGUUCCGCGUGGAAAGCGAUACGUUUGGAGAGCUAAAGGUGCCGGCGGACAGGUACUAUGGCGCCCAAACGAUGCGCUCUCAGAUCAACUUCCCCAUAGGCGGGACCACAGAGCGUAUGCCGAAACCUGUGGUGCAGGCAAUGGGCAUCCUAAAGAAGGCCGCAGCCGAAGUGAACAAGGAAUUCGGCCUGGACACCAAGGUGAGCGAGGCCAUCUCCAAGGCCGCCGAUGAUGUGAUUUCGGGCAAGCUCUACGACGACCACUUUCCCCUAGUGAUCUGGCAGACAGGCUCCGGCACCCAGAGUAACAUGAAUGUCAACGAGGUGAUCAGCAAUCGCGCCAUUGAGCUGCUGGGUGGCAAGCUGGGAUCCAAGACUCCAGUGCAUCCAAACGACCAUGUGAACAAGUCGCAGAGCUCCAAUGAUACCUUUCCCACGGCUAUCCACAUCUCUGUGGCCUUGGAGCUGAACAACAACCUGAAGCCAGCCAUCAAGACACUGCACGACGCGUUGGCCGCCAAGUCGAAAGAGUUCAAGGACAUCAUCAAGAUCGGUCGCACCCACACCAUGGACGCUGUCCCACUGACGCUCGGCCAGGAAUUCAGCGGUUAUGCCCAGCAGCUGGCCUACGCCCAAGAGCGCAUCGAUGCCUGCCUGCCGCGCGUCUAUGAGUUGGCGCUCGGCGGCACAGCCGUCGGCACUGGCCUUAACACCCGCAAGGGAUUCGCCGAGAAGUGCGCCGCCAAGAUCGCCCAGCUGACCAGCCUGCCCUUCGUGACGGCGCCCAACAAAUUCGAGGCUCUGGCCGCCCGCGACGCCAUGGUGGAGGUGCAUGGGGUACUUAACACGAUUGCCGUGAGCCUCAUGAAGAUUGCCAACGACAUCCGAUUCCUGGGCUCCGGUCCGCGCUGUGGCCUGGGGGAGCUCUCCCUGCCCGAAAACGAGCCCGGCAGUUCCAUUAUGCCUGGAAAGGUGAAUCCCACGCAGUGCGAGUCCCUCACAAUGUUGUCUGCCCAAGUCAUGGGCAACCAUGUGGCCGUAACAAUCGGUGGUGCCAACGGACACUUCGAGCUGAAUGUGUUCAAGCCCCUAAUAGUGUCAAAUGUGCUACGCUCUAUUCGCCUGCUUUCUGACGGCAGUCGCACCUUCACCGCCAAUUGCGUGAACGGCAUCCAGGCCAAUCGCGACAACAUUGCCAAGAUCAUGAACGAGUCCCUGAUGUUGGUGACGGCCCUCAACCCGCACAUCGGUUACGACAAGGCGGCCAAGAUCGCUAAGACGGCGCACAAGAAUGGAACAACCCUCAAGGAGGAGUCUAUAAACUUGGGCUACCUCACCGAGCAGCAGUUCAACGACUGGGUAAAGCCCGAAGAAAUGCUCGGACCCAAGUAGGCGCUGCUUGCAAGUGUCUAAAAUUCGGGAAUGCUUAUCCGCUUGGCCAGUCGGAAUAUAUCGGUUGUCGAGUUCACAUUGAAAUUUCUUGAAAAAAAAUUGAGAUU
Molecule: messenger RNA, 1663 nt
Organism: Drosophila persimilis
Lineage: Eukaryota; Metazoa; Arthropoda; Insecta; Diptera; Drosophilidae
Product: fumarate hydratase, mitochondrial
Exons: 5
Coding region: 66-1556 (496 amino acids)
Biological process (GO): tricarboxylic acid cycle; fumarate metabolic process; malate metabolic process
Cellular component (GO): mitochondrion; tricarboxylic acid cycle heteromeric enzyme complex
Molecular function (GO): fumarate hydratase activity
Source: RefSeq, a predicted model, not a curated record